AUGCUCUCCCACCUGCGAUUCCACCGGCGGGGGCCCUCAAACCCUUCCUCGCCCGCUCCCGAUCAGUCUUCGCCCUCGUCUCUGCAGAGCCACCAGCAGUCGCCCCUCAACCCCGACUCGGCGUCUCCCCUCGAUGUCCAGCAGCCGUCGCCCGCGUCCGCCUCCUUGCCGCCGACCUUGCCGCCGAUAGCCCGCGUGACGUCAAGCGACCUCGACUUGGACCCUCUCGGCCUUGGAGACAAGCAAGAUGUCGACAAACAGUCGCCGCCGCAGCCGCAGCAGCAGCCGCAGCCUGUCAGCCGGCCUGCGCAGCCUCAAAGGUCGGGAUACAGCGCCGGCUCCAGCUUCAUUGGCGGAGUUGCCCUCCGCAACUACCAGCGGAAUGCGCAAGCACAGCAAGUCGACGGCGAUGGUCAAACUUCCCCCAAAAAGGCCGACCCGCCGUCGAGGCCAUCGCCGCAGACGUCGAGCAGCUCCAAGGGGAUCGCUUCGCUGAGCAUUAACAACCUCGCCGGCUCCUCAUCAUCGAGUCAGCGGCAUUCUGGAUCUCGCCCGCCGGGCGAAUCCCUGCCCUCGAGUAGUGUAUUGAAUAUUGAGCCUCUCAAGGGCAAGAAAGGGCUGCCCUUUCUCAAGAACCCAAUGUCAACGCUGCUGUUGAGGAGGAAGAACCAUCAAAGCCUAUCAAGUGACCUACCUCUGCCCCUAGGCGGCCGUCUUGACGAGCCUACAUAUGAUCCCCGCAUCAAGGGCACCAGGGUUCACGACUUUAGUGCGCCGAGACGGCGGACGAAUGCCCCCGCGACUGAUACUGUCGCUAUCCGCUCAGCUUCUCUGGCCAAUAUCGCCCUGGAGUCGGGCGUUGGUCCUCUUGACGGGGCCGAGAACCGAGGCUCAGUAGCGUUGGUGGACGGACAGCUACAACGCCGCAUGAUGAGCAGUGCGUCGGAUCCCGCUCGUCCAGAAUCAGGGAGCACCAACUCGCACACCAUUGCCCAAUCAUCCAGCGUUUCUUCCGUCAGAACGGGGUCUUCCACCGCAGAGCAAGCCUUCCCGCUGGAAGAAAAUGUCGUUCGUGAACUCACCAUGAAGAACAAUGACCCAGCUCUGCAAGCAGCCCCUUCGGCAGCCUCUUCGGCUAUCGCCCAGGACGUGGCUAUCCCAGCCAGGGAUACCGGCUCCAUACACAUCACCCGGUCAAGAAACGUUUCUCUGUCGUCCAUUCCAAGGCACAUGAAGAGCACCUCCUCGCGUUUCAGCUUCGACAUGAUUGGGGCUGCCAAGCAGGAAAAGCUGCUGGAAGAGCGCCACAGACAGCGGGAGCUGGACAAAAAGGCCGCAGAAGGCGAGCCAAGGGACUCCCGCUUUGACGAAUUUGACGAGGAUUCCUUUGAUUACGACGCCAUGAUGGAUGAUGACGGGUUAGAAGAGAAGAUUCCGGGAAUAAACGCCGAUUAUGAGGAGGAGGAUAUACCCUAUCUCGACGGCGGUUAUGAUGAGCAAGAGGCCCAGUACAUUGAGGAUGACAUCGAUCCGGACGACGACCAAGAAAACUUUGCUGGCUUUACAUUCCAGCGGUCCAAUGCGACCUCGUCUCUGACGAGUCCUCAAAGCCUGGGCGUGUUUCCAACUCCCCGAGACACUGAGGGCGAGGUCAUUGGCUGUGCUAUGACCAAGGACUCUCCCGGGCUUUCAUUACCGCCCUCAACACCGGCGCCGCCAAGUCAGGGGGCCGAUGCCGAAGGGUCUGGCCUCGGCAUUCACGGGGUGGAUGCUGUUUCGGACUCUCUUCAAACACUGAACCUGGAGGCAGGUCCCGUACCACCCGCUGCAGCUGCGCCACUGCCAGAACCCGUGCGUCGUAAGAUGAGUUAUGACGAUCUAUAUUUUGACGAAGGCAUGGCCGGUUUUGGAGGCGUGUUUGCGGAAGAUCUGGCUGCAGGCCCUCCAGACGAUGGGGAGCCUUUUGAUGAAUCAAUAUUCGACAACGACGAUACGGAUCGGUUCGGCCGACCUUUUCCUGGAGCUUUUGCGGCCGCCAAAUUAGCGCUGAAAGAGAAAGUCAAGCAAGAGGACGUCCCGCAGGAAAGGGACGAGGAAGAGCCCAUAGUGGACUCGCAGCAACAGUCAGAACAGCAGGACUUUGCUCAGGCAGAGACGCAGGCCUCUACGAGCAUCAGCCCAGAGCACGCAGACGGGAACGAUGACAACCAAAGUCCAGACGAUUUACCCCCGUUGUCUGAGACCACUAUUGUUGCUCCUCAGCCAACGGCUUACAGCGCAAAUCCCAUCGCUGCCUAUCAAGCUGCCUUGGCCGCGGCUGCCCAGAAAGCGGCGGCAUCCGGCGAGUUUGAACGCUCAUUGGCACAGUCUCCCACCGACGCCGACAACAAUGGCCUGCCUCACUAUGCGUACGACGACUAUGGCUAUUCUUACGACGACAUGGACGAUUUCGAGAUGGACGACGACGCCAUCAUCGCAGAGGCCAAUGCUAGCGCUCUAGCCAACGAUUACGAUGGGUGGUACGGACAGGAGUUUGGUUUCUACGCUGCCCCCGUCAAUAACUACGGCUCCCACAACGCGAGCUCCGGCUCGGAAGACAACGCAUACGUCGCUGGAGGGUUCUUUGGUCCCAAAGGCGCAAGCAAUAUCAACCGCAGCAAAAGUGGGCGCGUGGUCUCGAGAGAACCCAACUUGACACCCAUCACCGAGCGAUCAGAGUACUCUAAUAGAAACUCCCUCAUGAGCCUUGGAAUGCCGCCCAUCAGCGGCACGCCCGUCGUGCAGAGCCCCGGACUGGCUCAGCUGGCCAUGAUGGCAGAUCGAGGUGACGAGCAGAUGAACCUAACGGCUCUCCUCCGGCUGCGAUCAAAGGCGUGGGGAGGUUCUCAAGCCAGCCUGGCUUCAAGUAAAGACGGCUCCCCCAGGUCCGAAAGAGGGGACGUCCCCGGGUCGCCUCGAGGGCCUGGCUUUCCGGCCGGCUUCCCCUCCUCGAUCGGCCACACGCGGAAGAAUUCGGCCUUUUCCGUUGUGAGCCGCGAUUCGGAAUCUGGCAGUGCUCCUGCCAGUCCUACGCUGACAAUGCCUACAUCGGCCCUCGCCUUCAGCUCGUCAGCUCAGCCCGAUUAUGUGAAUCCAGACACAGACGUGGCAUCAGCCUGGGCGGCGGUCUCGGCAUCCCCGGUCCAAAUGGGCUCAAACAUGCUACAAGAAGGCAUUUCCCCGCUCAGCGAUGCGCGUUGUCCGCCUGCUUUCGCAGCUCCUGGUGCACACCCGCAUGCCAUGAGUAGCAGCCAAACCGCCACAAGCCUGGAGAAGGGCCACCAGCGACAGAAGGGAUCGACCGAUAGUAUAUCCUAUAUGAUGGAGGAGGAGGAGAGCGGCGAAACACGAUGGAUCUUGGAGCGCCGGCGAACGGGGGAGUUUGGAGAAGUCGAGAUUCUGGAGCGGGAAGUCGUUGAAGGCGGGCGUAUAUAG
Trichoderma citrinoviride is the source of this 3474-nucleotide messenger RNA. RefSeq lists its product as hypothetical. The transcript has a single exon. The record is from RefSeq and is a predicted model, not a curated record. NCBI's taxonomy places the organism in Eukaryota, Fungi, Ascomycota, Sordariomycetes, Hypocreales, Hypocreaceae. The coding region runs from base 1 to 3474 and encodes 1157 amino acids.